AUGAAUAUUAAUUUUUUCUUUAUCAUUUUAAUACUUAUCCAUGUAAGUACUCACAUAUAUUAUAUUAGAUGUAUAAAUGUUAUAUGUAAUAACUUUUUAACAAAAUGGAAUAAUAGAUCAUCUAUUAAGAAUAAGGGAAGUGACUUACAAAUAUAUGGAAGAAAUAUAUAUAAAAAUAAAAAAAAAAUAUAUAGCAAUAUAUAUAUUGAUAUAUAUAAUACCCUUUGUAAGAAUUUAUGUACAAAACGAAAUAUAUACCUUUGUUAUAGUAAAAAGAGGAAAAUACAAAAAAAGAUAUGUACCCAUAUAAAGGACAUUGAAGAAAUACGAAAAAAUCACAUAAACGAAUAUAUAAACAAAUUUAAUUUUUUCACUUCAUAUUAUUACAAUACAUACAAUUGUUUAAAUAAAAAAUGUGUAUCCUUUAUAGCAUGUUAUAAGAUAAACCGUUGUAAAAGAAAGUUAUUCAACAAAAGGAUAUUCCAUUUAUUCGAAAGGAAUAAUAAUGAUAAAUACAUAACAAAUUUGAAGUGUCUUAAAAAAAUUGAUAAUACAAUAUUAGGGAAAAAGUUUGAUGGAAAAGAAGAAGAAAUAAUUCAUGAGAUUCCUGAGAAAUUUUUAAAUUCAUUUAAAUGGGCUUUAGAAUAUAAAUUAAAAAAUACAAAUUGUAAUUUUAUGAGAAGACUAAAGGUAUCUAGAAAAACAAAGGAACCUUUAAAGAGUUUAGAAAAUUAUGCUGUAGGUUAUAAAGAAAAUUUAUUAGCCAUGUUACAAAAAGAUAAAAAUUUCUUUCUUAAUGUUAUACAAAAAUUAAAAUCUAAAGAAUAUUUUAAUUAUGAUAUAUAUACAAUAUUUAAAUUCCUUACUAUAGAUAUACGCUUUUUAUUUUAUCCAUCGUGUCUUGACGAAUCAGCUGUGUUUUAUCUCAUAUUCGGAAAUCUAGAAAAAUCAGUCCAUUUCUUUCUAAAAAAUAAACAUGCAGUUGAUUUUUCAUUAAUUCAAAAUGAACAAAAUCAAAACCAUGGAAACAAUUAUACAAAUAUCAUGCUACAACCUGUUAAAGUAGACUAUGUUUUUGUUAAUAAUGAAAAAGGUAAGAAAAACGAACACAUCCAAAAGAAUGAAGAAGAAAAAGAAAAAAUGCAAGUAGAAGAAAAAGAAAAAAUGCGAGUAGAAGAAAAAGAAAAAAUGCAAGUAGAAGAAAAAGAAAAAAUGCAAGUAGAAGAAAAACAAAACAUACAAGUAGAAGAAAAAGAAAAAAUGCAAGUAGAUGAAAAAAUAACACAACAGAAUCAAAACAAAAAUAUCAAACCAAAUAUAGUAGAAUCUCAUAAUAAUCUUUUAAAAGAUCAUGAAGAAAUUAAUACAUCAACAAGUGUUGAAGAAAAGUUUAAUUACUUCCUAAAGAAUUAUGAAAGAAUUGAAUUUUUUUUCAAACAUUAUUUUAAAAAUAUAAAAGAUUUAAAAGAUUUUUUUAAUACCAUAAACGAAAAAGAAAAUAAAAAUAUCAAAGAUAUUGUAAAUUUUGAUAUGCAUGGAAAUACUAUUAUAAAAAAAACUAAUGUACUAGAAAAUGGAAUGAACUUAGAAAUGAUUAAAAAAAUUAUUUACACAUCACCUAGAUUAUCACUAAUUAACAAAAAUACAAUUAUUAAAAGAUUAAAACAUUAUAAAAAUGAAUUAGGUUAUGAUUACAAAGAAUUACAACAUAUAUUAUAUAAUAUACCACAAUUCUUUGCAUUUGGUAAUUUAAAAAAAAAAUACAAAGAAUUAUUAUAUAUACAUGAAACAAUAAAAGAAAAAGAUUUAAAAAAACUAAUUAAAAUUUAUCCAAGAAUAUUUACAUAUAAUAUCUAUAGAACUAUAAGACCAAAACUUUUAUAUUUAAUUCUACAUUUAAAUAAGGAUUUUCAUGAUACCUUAUUAUUUCCACAAUAUUUUAGUUAUAGUUUUAGAUUAAGAAUAAUACCAAGACAUAUAGCAUAUAUGAAUAUUUAUUAUGAUGAUUAUAUUAAAUAUUAUAAUGAUCUAGUUAAAAAAUAUAAUUACGCUGAUUUCAAUAAAUAUUUUAAUGAACUCGUAUAUAACAAAGAUAAAAACAUACCACCAAUCGAUCUUAAAUCAUUAUUACAAACAUCAAAUCAGGAUUUUAUAAAGCAUUACAAUAUAUCCUAUUAUGAUUUUGUGAAAGCAACACAGCAAGCCAAACACAUACACAAUCCUUUUAUAAUAUAUUAA
Molecule: messenger RNA, 2238 nt
Organism: Plasmodium reichenowi
Lineage: Eukaryota; Apicomplexa; Aconoidasida; Haemosporida; Plasmodiidae
Exons: 1
Coding region: 1-2238 (745 amino acids)
Biological process (GO): regulation of DNA-templated transcription
Molecular function (GO): double-stranded DNA binding
Source: RefSeq, a predicted model, not a curated record